Messenger RNA from Galeopterus variegatus (Sunda flying lemur), 2279 nucleotides. It is a transcript of the gene TSPAN12, whose product is annotated as tetraspanin 12. Gene Ontology annotation, cellular component: membrane. Lineage: Eukaryota; Metazoa; Chordata; Mammalia; Dermoptera; Cynocephalidae. Bases 82 to 999 code for a protein of 305 amino acids. The record is from RefSeq and is a predicted model, not a curated record. The transcript is spliced from 7 exons.
GCCUCCUGCAGGGCGCCGCUGCCUUGCCCGAAGGGGUAGGAUGUGCUGAGAGGAUGGGGCUUCUCCCUCCCGGGGCUCACAAUGGCCAGAGAAGAUUCCGUGAAGUGCCUGCGCUGCCUGCUGUACGCUCUCAAUCUGCUCUUUUGGUUAAUGUCCAUCAGCGUAUUGGCAGUUUCUGCUUGGAUGAGGGACUACCUAAAUAAUGUUCUGACCUUAACUGCAGAAACAAGGGUAGAGGAGGCAGUCGUUUUGACUUACUUUCCCGUGGUUCAUCCUGUCAUGAUUGCUGUUUGCUGUUUCCUUAUCAUUGUGGGGAUGUUAGGAUAUUGUGGAACGGUGAAAAGAAAUCUGUUGCUUCUUGCAUGGUACUUUGGAAGUUUACUUGUUAUUUUCUGUGUAGAACUGGCUUGUGGCGUUUGGACAUAUGAGCAGGAACUUAUGGUCCCAGUACAGUGGUCAGAUAUGGUCACUCUGAAAGCCAGAAUGACAAAUUAUGGCUUACCUAGAUACCGGUGGCUUACUCAUGCUUGGAAUUUUUUUCAGAGAGAGUUUAAGUGCUGUGGAGUGGUGUAUUUCACUGACUGGUUGGAAAUGACAGAGAUGGACUGGCCCCCAGAUUCCUGCUGCAUUAGGGAAUUCCCAGGAUGUUCCAAACAGGCCCACCAGGAAGAUCUCAGUGACCUUUAUCAAGAGGGUUGUGGGAAGAAAAUGUAUUCCUUUUUGAGAGGAACCAAACAACUUCAGGUGCUAAGGUUUCUGGGAAUCUCCAUUGGUGUGACACAAAUCCUGGCCAUGAUUCUUACAAUUACUCUGCUCUGGGCUCUGUAUUAUGAUAGAAGGGAGCCUGGGACAGACCAAAUGAUGUCUCUGAAGAAUGACGCCUCUCAGCACCUGUCAUGUCACUCAGUAGAACUGUUGAAACCAAGCCUAUCAAGGAUCUUUGAACACACAACCAUGGCAAACAGCUUUAAUACACACUUUGAGAUGGAAGAAUUAUAAAGAAUGUCAAGGAAGAAAGCCACAAACUUGUUUUAUUCAACUUGUGAAUUUUUCAGUACACACUUACCUGUUCCAAAAAUUGUAGAAAUAAAAAUAUCAGCAUAAAAGAAUGCCUAGGCAUAUAAUUUUCUACCCUUUAACAGUGAAGGAAAAGUUUCAUAUUAUAAGUCUCCACCAGGACAAUAAAUGAUGCCCUUUAUAAUGCUGAGGACAGAUGUAAUACCCACCUUAUAGUCAUGUAAGAUUUUUACUGAACACAGUUGUGUUUUGAGGUGGCAUGGUUUGAUCAGCAUUUCUGCACCCAUGUAAGUGAGCCACAUGUGGUGGGAUUGGAGCUACAGUAAAGGUUGAUACACUUCUACCAGCUAGUAUAUAAAAUACCAAUUAACUGCUAACAUAGGAAUUUAGACAAUACUAAUGGCUUUUAUUACUUGGUGACAUAUUCUUUUGAGGGUGAAUAGAUUAUACAUAAGAAAACUUUCAAGACUGGUGACUACCUAAUAUGAUUUUUGUUGGUUACUAAAAUAUUCAUGCCAUUAUGAGAGCAAACUAACACACAUUGUCUUAAACUAAUCAGGGAUCUAUGUGUAUAUAAGUCUGUGAUAAGUCUGUAUAAUUUAGUAGAUUUCUGUUCUUUUAUUGUAGUUAAGAAUAACAAUUGUGAAAAGGAUAAAUUGUCAUGUAUAGCACCAUUAUUUUUAGCCUUUUCUGUUAAUGGAGCUUUAAAAUUCUGUCUUGGGUUUAUUACAUACGUGACUGUUAAUUUAAAUACUUAACCACUAAUUUUAAAAAUUACCAGUGUGAUACACAUGAAUCAUUAUAAUUCAGAAUGUAGUCUGGUCUCUAGGAAGUAUUAACAAGAAAAUAUACACAUAACUUAGUUGACGCAGCAAAGAGUUGGAUGCUAUUUUUCUCCCAAACUAAGAAUCUUUUUGACACUGAACCCUUUUUAGAAGAGCUUAUUUUUGCUUUCUCCAAACAAGAAGUAACAGACUCCAAAUCAAUAUAAUUCUACAGAGAAUAGUGUUCUUUUUCUCCAGAAAAAUGCUUGUGAGAAUCAUUAAAAUAAGUGACAACUUAACUAGAGAUUAUCUUUGCUUUAUUUCACUGAUAAUAUACUAUGGUGAAUUACACAGAUUAUUAAAUUUUUUACGAGUAAAAUAUAUUUAUUUGAAAUGGGAAAAGUGCAUUUUACUGUAUUUUAUGUAUGAUGUUUAUUUCUUGCAAUGUGGAAAGAAAAUUAAAACAAGUGUCAAUAAAUAUUUUCUAGAGAGUAAUAA